This is a messenger RNA of Iphiclides podalirius (scarce swallowtail), 435 nucleotides long. The record is from the annotation of a GenBank genome assembly. Lineage: Eukaryota; Metazoa; Arthropoda; Insecta; Lepidoptera; Papilionidae.
AUGCCGUUUGCACCGAUAACGGGUGACAUCACACCCGAGACCUCUGGCUCCCCGACGCGCACUCGUAGUAACCCCUCGCCGCCUCCCCCCAAGGCUAUCGGGGCGUGCAGUUCAUCUACCACUCCGCCCCUGUGGUCGUAUUACGAGGUGCAAGUGGAAGCUGAGGGACGUCGACGCGGGCUGGGUCAGAGAGUGCUCAGAGUGCUCGAGAAACUCGCGCACUCAACACGCAUGCGUUACGUGAGGCUGACAGCUCUGACGCACAACCCGUCCGCUACGGCCUUCUUUAAAGCUUGCGGGUAUAGCUUGGAUGAAACAAGUCCGUCAAAAGAAGAAGCUACUCACUACGAGAUCCUCAGUAAAGCGACCCUGAGUGAUUCAGAGACCGACCAGCGUCAAGGCGAUGAAGACACUGCAGAAAAAAUGGCUGUUUCC